AUGCGUCUAUAUUCACUGAAGAAAAUGCAGAUCUUCUUGCUUGUCACCGUCUUAUCCUGCAUAAUUCUUAUCUCCGCCGUCAUUGGUUCACUAGGGCCCCCGGUUCUCAGUCGCAACACCCACUUCGGCAGUCAACUUUUACCCACAGACAGGACUCUUGUCACCGGAUUUUACAAAAUUCAUUCUGAUCCUGUCUUGCUUUACCAAAAGGAACUGUGGCUUUCCGCCGUAAUACACCAAAGUGAACCCCCUGUCGCAGUUUCGCUUCCGCUCACAACGACUGUCUCCGUAAUGUGUCGGUCAUACUCACCACAAAUAUCGAAAACUGGAACAGACGACGCAGACCCAGAGUUAGGUGAGGUGAUUUCGAUUGAGAAGUACCAGAAGAACAUCACUCUUGUUUGCGGCGGUGGUCAGGCUUGCAACGAAUUCCAAUUGAUACAUCUGGCCUCGUUGAACUGCUCAGUGUAUACCUUCAAAGUGAAACUCCAGGGCCUACCGUCUGCGACUGUAUCAGAGAAGGCGAGCGAGUUUGACGACGUCGACGAGCUGCAGGAGCCUCGAGGUCCUGCCUUCGAAGUCGCCGAGAUUGAGUUCAUUACGCAAACACACAACACGUCUUUCAGUUACUUCGAACUCCUAUCGCGCUUCGUCGCCUUCCUCGGUGCCUUCGCGCUCCUGGUGACUUUCAGCCUGGCCAUGCGUCCCUUCGAAUAUAAGCACUGGACCAUCGAGCAGAGAUGGACCAUUGGCAUUCUCGUGCUUCUCAUAUUCUUCUAUAACCCACUUCACUCGUUAGCGUUUCUACUCCGCGGUUGGAUUCCACAGGCUCUGGACAGCUUCUUCCAGGUCUCUUUCUACUCCGGCCUGCUGUUGUUCUGGCUCUGCGUCUUCGAUGGACUUCGUGUGAGUCAAAGGACGUGUUGUGGUUUUUACUGCCUGCGCCUCCUCCUCACCGGUGUCAUAUGGCUGACUAUUAUUGCAUUUAAUGGCUGGCUUAUCCAUUCCGAACACACCGACCCCCUAUUCGCAUUGGCGUCGCAUGCCACCGCCGUCAAGGUCUUUGUGGCACUGCUUGGUGUGCUAGCCUUCAUCUACCUCCUGUGCUUUCUCAUCCUUCUCUUCCGAUCCUACUCUGAACUUCGCGAUAUGCCGUAUUAUGGCACUCGUCUGUGUUACGCAUUGGCGCCCAUCUUCCUCGUGGUGAUUGACUUCUUCGUUGUGGCCGGUCUGCGGUUCCGUCCAAGCGGCACCUUCUUCUACCGUCCAGUCACAACUGAUCUGGUUGUCUUCGAUGAUGGCGAGCAGACGCCCAGCGGCAUUGCUUUCACCCUCUACCGCUCCGCCUUCGAACUCUCCUUCAGUUUCGGCAUUUUGUUUGUUUGCAUGCUUAUCUUGGUUGUUGCCUACUCUCCGGCCGAAUCCGCCUUCACUGACGUCAGCGUCACCACUCACAUCCAAGUGGAACGACGUAGACAAAGUUUUUCAACUGAGGACGAUAAGGUGUCACUUGACCAGCAAAACAGACACGACAACUCCGAUGCUCGACGUCAUUCUACUGGAAGAACAUUCGUCAGAACGAUUUUACCAACUGGCACCUCGAGAGCUAAUGAUGACGCCGACGCCACCGAUCUCACGGUCUCGGUAAAAAAUGCAAACCAGACCAGUCAACUCAGUGUUGCUACUGGGACGCGGGACUCCGGACUGGGAGAUGAGGAGGUCCAUAUGAAGGAAUCCUCUCCGUCCUCGAUUAACCGUGAUUCGCUUGACGCCAAAGUACUGCUGCCAAUCUCAACUUCCACCCCAUCCGGGGUGAAGAAGCGAUCAAUGUCGUCACAGCAGAGGCAUGACAAAUCACCAACUGAUCGAUCGUCAACCUUUCGUUGCAGCCAGAAAGCAGGUCAUGCACAUCAUGCGAAUGGGCCGGUACCUCAGGCAUUGUCUUUGAAGAUCGACUCGAGGGGUGCGGUCCGCUCAGUGCACGGAGGCAAUCAGCUGGUUGCUCAGACCGUGGCAACAAGGCGAGCACGUGCGGAGGCGCUUGAACUCGAGCGAAGGAAGGCGCGACGCGCCAAGUGGGAGGCCGCCGAGGCUGCCAUCGAAGCCGCGGCACAGCGAGCCCACAGCCUUCGCAAGGCGCGCAGCUCGGAGCUUCGUGCUCGGAAUGAGGAAAGACGCGCCAAAGUGGCCGAUCGACGCAAACUCAUUGAGGAGGCAAGUCUGCCCGCAUCUGUUCCCCUUAAUCUAUCUUUGAACUCCUUUUGUCUCUCUGAUUUUGUGCUUGGAUCGAAAGUUUCAAUCUGCGGUUUCGCGUCAGACCUCGAUCCGAACGAUCCGCGCUACUGCCCCUUUGGAUUUGGCAGCUCGUGUCGUCGCGACGUCUGCCUCUCAGCGAAGCAACAGUUAGUCGCGAUGAAAAGGACCUCGAACGGAAACCGUGAAACCCCUCUCUCCAAGCUCUCGACGUCCUUCACGAUGGACACCCGGAAAAAACUCAUUUCUGGCACUGGCGAGCGUGUGAUGUCGGCGUCAAUGCACGCGGAGUGGCGCAGACCCCUGGCUGACAGAAACAGGAGCACAUCGCCUUGUUUUGCAGUGCAAAAAGGCAAGUCAAUCAAAAGAACACCAACCCUUCUUUCUGCUGAUUCUAGGCUUGGGAAAGAAAUUAUAAUUCAUGCUGCCUUGGCGACGCAGCCACGCAAGCAGCCGUCGAUUCCACGUGCCCAGGCGGACCCCAAACCCCCUUCAGCCUCCCUGCGGUCGUCGUAUCAGUCCACGUAUUCGCUGGCCAGCGGAAAAGUGGUUCGGCCCAGUGGAGAUUCCGUUCAGUCUCUGACGCAAUCGAGAAUACCCAAGCACGUGGGGGCCUUACCACCAAAGCGGCCGCAAUGCACCACCACCACCACUGUGCCCAGAUCGAAAAAAGCAGCACUGAAGAGGCCCUCUGCCGACACCCCACCCGCGCCCCCACCGGCCAGACGACCCUCGGCGACGACGACGGCGGCGACAAAGAUGCCCAUCUGCGUGAACGCCGGCUCCGAGCCAACGGGUGCCGAGGCAGAGGAAUAUCGCUCGCGCCUCAACGAGCAGCGCAGACUAGCGCGUCAACGGAAGCAGGAAGAGGCUAAGCUGAAGCAGGAGGAGGAGGAGGAGGAGAUGGACAAUCUGCUGCAAGAGGUGGCUCGCGCGAUGGUUAAUGAGGCCACCCAUUCAGCCGUCGCAGAGGUCAAAGCCAAGGCAGUCGGGGUUGUCGAUGGGGUGACGGUCGGAGCUACUGACAAGGCUGCCGAACGCCUGGCUUCACUGAAGUCCACAACAAGCAGCCUUAGCUCAUUAGACUGGCAUGAUGAGGAUAGACAGCUUCGGGAGUCGGCGACUGUGACUCCAAAGGGUGUUCCGGACAAGGCAUCUGAACUGGUGACACUGCCGGCGAACACUGAGUGCAUCCAAGAAUCCCAAUCUGAGAACUUGACCGAACUGUCCGGCGCUCAGCCGGACGCCACGGAAAGAGAACACCGACGGAAACGUCUCAACCAGAUCAUGAGUCGCGUGCGAGCCCCCCAGAACAGCCUCGGCUCACAGAACGGAGGCGAGAUUGCGCCCUCACCCCGGGUGCCUCUUGUCGUGCGUGUUAAUGGCUCGGACUACGACCAGGCGAAGUCCUAUUUGUUCCGGCCAAAUGCCAUUCAGUCGAUUCUUGAGAGCGGACGAUUGUCAAGCACCAGCAAGGCCGCCGCGCUUCUGCGAACUCGCCUCAUUCCACCAGAACAGCAGCAUCCACCUCUCGAACUGUGCUCACCUGCGACCGAAUCGUCAAGUAUCAGUGACUAUGAACCGCUGGAAGUCAAUGGUCGAGAUCCCAAUUUUCCAGGACCUGGCAUAAGUUUGGAGACGUCUCAGGUCAAGCGGGCUGCCUCCUCGCCCUCUGACACCGGUCACGAGCAGGCGUCUCUCGAAGACACCCAGUGGGAUCAGGCGUACACCUCCACCACCCCUGGCGUCUUCACCGACGCGGCGUACUUUCCAGCGAAUGGGGUCACCCUUGCCCGCCCCAACUCGAGUUCCUCCGACGUUAGCACCACCGCAGGUCUACCAAAUUAG
Molecule: messenger RNA, 4101 nt
Organism: Mesocestoides corti
Lineage: Eukaryota; Metazoa; Platyhelminthes; Cestoda; Cyclophyllidea; Mesocestoididae
Source: the annotation of a GenBank genome assembly